AUGACUGAAAAGGUGAAGAAGUACGAAAUUGCGGUGUAUUCGUAUAAAAACCAAAUACGAAAUUUAAAGAGAAGCCAACUGCACGGGGGAGACGUGAACAUACAGCUGAUAAACGUCUUCAUUAACGCCAUCUGUGACAUAGUGCAGCACAUAUGCUCGGACGUGCGCACACCGGUCUUGGCCCUCCUCCCGUUAAUCCAUUCCAUACUGAAUUCGAUCACCGUGAGGGAUAAAAAAAUAUACCGGUGCACAAAAUUGAUACAUACAGUAUUAACCCAAAUAGGAGAUACACACGUGGAGAAGGGUACUCUAGAGAAAGCCCAAGAGAAGGAGGAAACGGAGACAAAGGAUGAACUUCCUCCACACAAAUUAGAAGACCUAGAGUGGAUAGCUUCCGAAACUGAUGAUAAGGGGUGGCUAGCCAUUACUGACAGAUGGGAAUUAUGCAAGAGGGAUUUAAAAUGGUUGUGUGUGAAGACAAACAACAGAUCAUGGUUACUGUAUCGACACCUCUGGGAACACUGCUCCAAUGAUCUGAAAUACGUAUCUGUACUAUUUGAUGAUAAAAAAUGGCUACAUCUACAUAAUGUUUGGAAAUUUAUUCCCCUCAGUUUGAAAUUAAGAGCUAUCUCGUCGAAGGACCCAAGUGUUUGCAAGCCGUCCUUGACUGAAAUGAUCCUAAAGGAUGAUGAUAUUUAUCGGGACAAUACAUUACCGCUCAGUUCGCACUUGUUGAGUGAAGGUUGGAAACUCUUCUCAACCGGAAGAGGAGUCAGCAAAACAUUGGCACCGCAGAACAGGCACGAAGACGAAGGAGAAAAUGUAGCAGUCCCUUGUGCUGAAAAAGAGGCCAAUCGAGUUGGCAGCUUGGGUACAAGGAGAUAUUCCAAUGAGAUCCAUGUCAAGGAAAUUUCUAACAGAAAGGAAGCCCAGGUAGAUGUGUCUAAAAGGGGAUUCAUCACCCAGAAAGGUACUCCAAAGGAUGCUAAACAGAAUGGUGUGCACCCAGUUGAGAGUUAUAAAGAGGAGCUAGCCAAAAGACAGGGGAGUAAAAAUAUCAUGAGGGGUAAAAAGUUUUUGUCCAAAGGGCCAAACGGGGGAUCGCCAACGGGAAAUGAAGAAAAACAAAGUUGCUAUUAUAAAGGUACCGAGAUGAGUGCCAAAGCGGUGGAAAAAACAAGUGGCCUCUCAGUUGAACCCCCCAUUUUAAAAGAAGGAAGCAACCAAACUGGGGUGGAAGGCACGGAUGAAUCGAACACUUUGGGGGAAACUACUGUACAAAGUUCGAAGGCAGGCAUAGCUCGUAGACUGCUGCCACCCCCUCAGAAAGGAAAGGUCGUACCAAAAGGGAAAGGACCCCAGUUAGGGGCAUAUACUCCAGUUUUGAAGCAUCCACUUAGUGGGAAAGGCUCAGAAGUAGAAGAGAAAAGUAGCAGUAGUUUGUCCGUGCAAAAUGGAAAAGUGAAGAUGUCGAAUGGGCAGUUGAAGGGAGUCAUCUCGAAGGUGAAGAAUGCCCCAAAGAAAAUGCCGCCCCCCCUUACAGGCGGAUUAAAAAACCUUAUAAAAAUAAAAGAACCAAAUGGGAAGAAUAUUUCUGAUUUGUUAAAGAGAAAAAGUUUCAAGGAAAGUCCAUUGGAUUUAAAAAAAAGUGGAAGCAUUGUGCACUUAGACGAGGUGGUCAUAACUACUUCGAGUGAAGAUGGUGGCAGAGAAGAGGAGACCCAAGCGAGCGUGUCACAGCGGGCGGAUAGUCCCAAGAAGGCGCCCAAGGGGAGCACCAGUACGUAUUUCUCUGACCUAUUUAAUGCAUUCAAUUUCACGAUAAAUGGGAAGUUAGGAAAGCCAUCGAGCCACAGUACUGACACGGAGAGGGAGGAGCGGAGCAGUGAAUUUGAUACCCCUGGGGAAAAGAAAAGUUCGGAGCCCAGCGAUGAUUCGGGUGCGGAACAGGAACAGCAUAGGGAUCAAAUAGCUAGCGACUUGGAAGGGAAAGCCUUUCCAGGGGUAGGCAAAGGGGAGGGGGAAAUGGUAAGACGGGGGGACAGCGAUAAAGGAAGCGAGGGUGGAAGCGCGGAUGGAAACGUGGGUGGAAACACAGAUGGCAACGCAGAUGGCAGCAAGAAAUUCGGUGCGCAUCCGAUGGGGAGGAGCUUAAAGGGAUAUUCAAUGAAGAGGGACUUCCUGCAGGUUAAGAAGUCGGUAUCGAGUGCUGGGGCGCCAAGCGAUGUGGAGAUCCGGUUUGAGGGCGAUCCACUGACCAAAACGAUCGGCCACCUGGACCAAAAGAACGCAAAGGGGUUCUCCUCCAUUUUGGAAAAACCCAUGCAGAAGUUUCCCCCACGAAAGAGCAGCGGCAUUUUGCAAAAGGUCCUGAACGCCGACUUGGCCCAUCUGAAUUAUUCAAAUAAAAGAAUGACUGCAGAAGAAAUUGCAAAACAUAAGAAUGCAUCGCUCCAUAUAACUGUGAAGAGGAAGGUGUCUCUGUCGUCGUUAAAAAUGAAAACAGUGCCGAAACGGUGA
Messenger RNA from Plasmodium cynomolgi strain B, 2520 nucleotides. RefSeq lists its product as hypothetical. Bases 1 to 2520 code for a protein of 839 amino acids. The transcript is spliced from 7 exons. The record is from RefSeq and is a predicted model, not a curated record. Lineage: Eukaryota; Apicomplexa; Aconoidasida; Haemosporida; Plasmodiidae.